Trematomus bernacchii (emerald rockcod) is the source of this 2180-nucleotide messenger RNA. Its product is annotated as protein-serine O-palmitoleoyltransferase porcupine-like. The transcript is spliced from 4 exons. The record is from RefSeq and is a predicted model, not a curated record. Gene Ontology annotation, cellular component: nucleus; endoplasmic reticulum; membrane. Gene Ontology annotation, biological process: Wnt protein secretion; lipid modification; canonical Wnt signaling pathway. Bases 34 to 1464 code for a protein of 476 amino acids. Gene Ontology annotation, molecular function: Wnt-protein binding; palmitoleoyltransferase activity. NCBI's taxonomy places the organism in Eukaryota, Metazoa, Chordata, Actinopteri, Perciformes, Nototheniidae.
GCUACCGAAACCAAACACAUUUUUUCAUUGAAAAUGUCGGCCUGCUGCGUGACUGGAUGUAAAAACCGACAUUCUUCAAGCAGUAAACUGAAGUUUUACAGAAUCCCGACCGGAACCAGACCGUUUCAGGCGAACCGGAGGAAGUUAUGGCUCCAAAGGAUCCGAGAAGUGAACGGAGAGGAGAUCAGAGCAAACGCGAAAGUUUGUGGCGCUCAUUUUAUAUCAAAGGAAUUGUCCCUGGAGCACGACAGCCCUGACUUCGUGCCCUCUGUGUUUCCCUCCACUAAACAGAGCCCCAAGAGAAAAGUUAAGAGGGAUUAUGGAAGUAGAAAGAGGUGGCCCCGUGCAGCCAAAAUGAAAACGGAAGAAGAAACAACUUCACCUCGAGCUGAUUCUCCUGAGGAACUCCAGACUUCUGAUCUGUUUGAGGAAAUACAGAAAUCACCAACUCCAUCACUGCAAGAGGCAGGAGAAUCGUUGACUGAAGAGACUGAAACUGAAACCACAUUAAGCCCAAACAAAACAGCGUCACCAUUUAAAGCUCCAACGGGCGUCCUACAACCAAAUAUGAGUCCCGUCGUGUUCCUGAAACGCGUGUUCCUGCCCGCCGGGGGGUUCAAGUGUGAGCAGUGCAAUCAGAACUUCACUAAUAUAUCACAGCUAAUGAAACACAAGAAGCUGCAUGAAGAACAAGAACAAGUAGAGGAACAAGAAGAACACGUCGAGGAACAAGAAGAACAAGAAGAACAAGAGGAGGAGAUUGAAGAAAACGCCUCCUUCGUCUGUGAGUCGUGUGGAAAGAUCUUCUCGGGUCGUGCUCUUUUCUCCGAGCACGAGUGUGAGCUGUCGUUCCCGUGCAACAUGUGCGACCGAGCGUUCGCUACGAGCCAAAACCUGAAGCGCCACAAACUGCAGCACGUCAGAGACAACAGGAAGUGCCGAGAGUGCGGCACCAUGUUCUGCAAACGCCACAAACAGACUGUUGUCGUGUCGGUCGCCGAGUCUGCUCCCGUGUGGGAAGAGGAACCGUCCAUCGCCGAGCCGAAAAAUAUAUAUUUGAUGUCAGAACGUGUGCAGGAGGAGGCCAUUCCUUCCGCUUCACACACGGUUAGCUUACCAAAGAUCCAUCCGAUGCUAAUACCUGUACCGCUGUCAUUAGAACCCCCGCUGAUUGCCAGGUUAAAGCCACGCAUGUGCGACGUUCUUCAACUCUCAAUCAAACCUCUUCCCCCUCCACCACCUCCGCUCAGACCCUCUCUGCAGCUCUUCUCUCCACGCUUCCUCACCUCGGCGCUCCUACAGGUGGACAGAAAUUACGACUACAUGUUGAGCAAACCCGUGCCGGUAAAGAAGAACAUUGUGAAGGAGGAACCGCUGGAGCUGCCUCUGGUUCUCCCCGCAGAGAUAAGCGUUGAAAACAUUAAGAAAGAACAAACUGCCUACGACAUGGAGUUCGCGAUCUGAUCUGAAAUCUGUGAAGACACUUUGAAAACAAACACUGUUUUAUUGCAAUUUAACUUAAAGUGGUCAAACUGGCCUUUUAGCCUCAUCUGUAAGGUUUUAAAUCUCCCUUCAACUUAAGCUGCUUUCCAGACAAAUCAAGGUAGAACAGUAAUGAAGUCAAUUGUAUUGAAAACAAAUCAUUUCUAUAUUAAAGUGUAUCAUUCUGCAGAGAUCGCCUGGCUUUACAUCAUAUACUACAGACUUAAAAAUCACUACGUAAUCAAUUGUUUGUUAAUGGAUAAUAAGUUAAUAGUGUAAAGGUCAUCAAUCACAAAUCAUAUCACAAUUGCAAUAUCAGUCAAAAAUAAUCACAGAUAAAUUGCUUUUCUAAUUAUUUUAGCCCCUUCUCGAAGGUCAGGAUUUUCCCAUUCAUCCAUUUUGAAUUUCGGAAGAUUUGACAUCCAAAGGGUUCAGGUACACCUCUCAAAACGUAAUAACAAAACCAUGAUUGACAAUGAUAAACUGAUGUGUCUAACUCCAUAGCGCUGGCUCAAAUAUCUUUUUAGCAUUUGUGAUAUUUCCCUGAUUUAUUUUGGUGCAGAGGAGAUCACUUUUAGAGUUUUCUCCCAGUAACUUGCUACAUCACAACAUAUUUAGAUCUCAAUGUACAUGCAAUACAGCUUUUAAGUGUAUGAUAUCAUGUAUUACUGUCAUUAAAUACUGGCAUAUUUACUUCA